Messenger RNA from Psammomys obesus (fat sand rat), 1744 nucleotides. It is a transcript of the gene Ogfrl1, whose product is annotated as opioid growth factor receptor like 1. Lineage: Eukaryota; Metazoa; Chordata; Mammalia; Rodentia; Muridae. The record is from RefSeq and is a predicted model, not a curated record. The transcript has 7 exons. Gene Ontology annotation, cellular component: membrane. The coding region runs from base 165 to 1565 and encodes 466 amino acids. Gene Ontology annotation, molecular function: opioid growth factor receptor activity.
CCCCGGGGCGCCCGGCUCCUCCCCGCCUGUGCGCUGGAGCGCCGGCGGCCGCGCUGAGCUGUGCGGCUCGGGCCGCGCGAGCUGCCGCCUGCGCCCCGAGCGGAGCGCGGCCAUGCCCCGGCCCUAGCGCGCUGCCGCAGCCCGCGCCCGCCGCCGCCUCUUCAAUGGGCAACCUGCUCGGCGGGGUCAGCUUCCGCGAGCCCACCACCGUGGAGGACUGUGACUCCACCUGGCAGACCGACUCGGAGCCCGAGCCCGAGCAGCCGGGGCCGGCGGGCGGUGGCGAGGGCCAGGAGCACGACGAGCCGGGGCAGCCCGAGCAGCCUCCCGAGAGAGGCGGAGGGCGGCCCCGCAGCAGCCCGGUGCCCGAGGACCACGCCGAGGCGGCGGGCGCGGAGCAGGGUGCUGAUUCCACAGAAGCAACUGCUAAACCAAAGAGAAGCUUCUACGCUGCGAGGGAUUUGUAUAAGUACCGACAUCAGUACCCACAGAACUUCAAAGAUAUCCGAUAUCAAAAUGACUUGAGCAACCUUCGCUUUUAUAAGAAUAAAAUUCCAUUUAAGCCAGAUGGUGUUUAUAUUGAAGAGGUCCUAAAUAAAUGGAAAGGAGACUAUGAAAAACUGGAACACAACCACACUUACAUUCAAUGGCUUUUCCCCCUGAGAGAACAAGGCUUGAACUUUUAUGCUAAAGAAUUAACUACAUAUGAAAUUGAGGAAUUUAAAAAAACAAAAGAAGCCAUCAGAAGAUUCCUCUUGGCUUAUAAAAUGAUGCUAGAAUUUUUUGGGAUAAAGCUGAUUGACAAAACUGGAAAUGUUGCUCGGGCUGUAAACUGGCAAGAAAGAUUUCAACAUCUGAAUGAGUCUCAGCACAACUAUUUAAGAAUUACACGAAUUCUUAAAAGCCUUGGUGAGCUUGGGUAUGAGAGUUUUAAAUCUCCUCUCGUAAAAUUUAUUCUUCACGAGGCUCUAGUGGAAAAUACCAUCCCUAAUAUUAAGCAGAGUGCUCUGGAGUAUUUUGUUUAUACAAUCAGAGACAGAAGGGAGAGAAGGAAGCUCCUGCGAUUUGCCCAGAAACAUUACACGCCAUCAGAGAAUUUCAUCUGGGGACCGCCUAAAAAGGAAGAGCCAGAGAGAAGCAAAGCCCAGAAAAUGCCUACUCUGCCCACUUCAGGUUCGAACGGUCAAAAUUCUAUACACAAGAAAUCUAAGGACUCCAAAAAUUCCUCAGUAGCGAUUCACGGAAAUAGCAAAACAGUGGAAGAAAAAAAGGGGGCGUCUAGAGAGCCAGAGGAGGAGACAGAGAAGCUGAGCUCAGAGCCCAGCAGUGAAGAUACCAAGACAAAAAACACAGGAAAAGACAGCACUGUUGAUGAAGAAGCAAAUUCUCCACCCGAGAAAACAGUUACUGACACCGCAGGAAAAAGAGAAUGCCCAGCUUCCUCUGAAAAAGAUAGAGAGGGGGAAAACCAGAGCAAAGACUCUGAAAAUUCUGAAAAUACCGGUUGCCACAAUGAGGGAGUGUCACAGCGAAAUGUCACAAACCCACAAACCAGUUCUGGUUAAGGGAGUCAAAAACUGCUGUCUGAUUUAUCCUGAAGAUCAGAGAUGAGGUCACGUUUAAAAUGUUGGCCGCCUGUGACUUUCGUUGUAAGCCCUUGGUUCUUGUUUUUAUUUUGGAUCACAAUGGAUUGGAUAUUUAAUGAGAAGUUUUAAGACUGGAUCAAAUAAAAGAAUAUAUUUAG